GUUUCCCAGCGCCCCGCGCGGCGACGCCGGGCCCGGCGCGGCCCUCGGGAGGAAACGCGGAGGCGCCUCCGGGCGCGGGCGCUCCCCGCCAUGCCGCUGCUGGUUAACGGGCAGCGGGUCGACCUGGCGCGGCCCACGGCGGAGAUGAUCCGCGCUUACCCGCACCUCGAGGAAAAGGCAAAACUUCUGAGAAGUCAGCCUGCCCAAAUUGUGGAGCCCAAAGGUCUUCUCUAUGUCCAGCAGAGAGAGUUUGCAGUGACGACCCCUAAAGAUGGUUCAGUUUCCAUUCUUGGUUCAGAUGAUGCAACUACCUGCCAUAUAGUUGUGCUCCGACACACAGGCAGUGGAGCCACCUGCUUGACGCACUGUGAUGGGUCAGACACAGAAGCUGAGGUGUCCCUGAUCAUGAGUUCAGUAAAAUCUUUCUCUGACACCGCAGGAUGUGGAAGGCUGGAAGUGCACCUAGUUGGAGGUUUCAAUGAUGAUAGGCAGUUAUCACAAAAACUUACUAAUCAGCUUCUUAGAGCAUUCGAUCUCCAGCCAGAUGAUGUUCAUCUAGUGACUUUCUGUGUAACAGAGCUAAAUGACAGAGAAGAAGAGGAUAUUCACUUUCCAAUAAUUUAUGGAAUAGCUGUGAAUGUCAAAACAGCAGAGAUUUUCCCUGCAACCUUCCCAGAAAAAGGGCCAGAUGAGGAUUUGCGUUCAGCCCACAUAUUAACAGGAGCAACGCUGACAAACAUCUACGAUGCAAAGAUGGAACAACUGCACAUUGGGCCUUAUUUCUGGAGGCCGUUCCCACAUGUGGAUUUCUGGUUGCAACAAGAUGAUGAACAGAUUUUACAGAAUCUUUCCACUUCGCCCCUGGCUGAGCCGCCCCACUUUGUCUCCCACAUUAGAUCUACACUAACAUUUCUAAAAGAACACCCCUUUCCAUCUCGCUCCCUGUUUCCUGACAGGAAACCUCGCAUCUAUAAAAAAAACGAAGAAGGGUUAUGGGAACAGGUUUGUUCUGACAAGAUCUAACCUGGAACCAAAAACCACGACUGCUUUAGGGAAGCACAGUCGUGCCAGCAGAGCUGUGUGUUGCAGAGCUGCUGGUCACCAACACC
Molecule: messenger RNA, 1109 nt
Organism: Pezoporus flaviventris
Lineage: Eukaryota; Metazoa; Chordata; Aves; Psittaciformes; Psittacidae
Gene: NTAN1
Product: N-terminal asparagine amidase
Exons: 10
Coding region: 91-1023 (310 amino acids)
Biological process (GO): ubiquitin-dependent protein catabolic process
Cellular component (GO): nucleus
Molecular function (GO): protein-N-terminal asparagine amidohydrolase activity
Source: RefSeq, a predicted model, not a curated record